Molecule: messenger RNA, 747 nt
Organism: Vanderwaltozyma polyspora DSM 70294
Lineage: Eukaryota; Fungi; Ascomycota; Saccharomycetes; Saccharomycetales; Saccharomycetaceae
Gene: RMI1
Product: Rmi1p
Exons: 1
Coding region: 1-747 (248 amino acids)
Source: RefSeq, a predicted model, not a curated record
AUGUCACUUUCUAAUAUAUUAUCGCAAGAUAUAACUACGAGUAUUGAGAUACCUAGUGAUAGAUUAUCUCUUAGUUUGAAAGAGAAACAGAUAGUAGAAGCAUAUGAAAAUGAAGCUUGGUUAAGCCAAUUGAAUACUCACAAUGAUAUUGUAGAGAAGAAGUUCAUGAAAGUGGAUAGGAAUUUAUUAUUUCAAAUUUUAAUGAUUGAAAAUGUAGGCUAUUCUAAAAGCUCACAAGUAGAUGAUUUAAAGGCAAAAUACGAUCCCAAGAACCAAAGGAUGGAUAGGGUUAGACAAUCUAAUAAUAAUGCUUCAUCUAGAAACUAUCAAAUUAUUACACAAGUAAAUGUAAAUGAUGAUGAUGAUGAAAAUAGUAACAAUGGCUCUAAUACAAACUUUAUGAAUACAGGUAAUAACAACAAUAAGGCUAAAAAUGCAGUGUAUAAAUUAUCGCUGCAAAGUAAAACUGGGGCAGUCUUUUUUGCAAUUAAUUCGACUCCAUUACCAUGGAUUUCUUGUCCAUUUGGAGCUAAAAUAAUUAUACGGCCAGGUACAAUCUUCAAUAGAGGAGUAUUUAUGCUUCAAGAAUCAAAUGUCACAUUUUUAGGCGGAAUAAAUAAGAAGUGGAAUGAGCAUAAAGACCAUAAAAUAAAUGCAUAUCUCCAAGCCAAAUUGGAAAGAGAUCAAAAUCAAGUUAAACAAACAGGAAUUAAUACAAAGAAAAGAAAAGCAUCUCAGUUAAGCUGA